AUGGCUUCGGAUCAUGGAACCCUCGGGGCAACGCCUCCUAAAUCGAGUGCCGACUAUGUUGAGGAAAAGGGUUUCAAUGACAAUCUCGAUCCUACCAGAUUUCUCUCAGAGGCACACAAGACCUACCUAGUCGAGCGUCAUGGUACCCUGGAUAUUGAUCCCAUUCCCAGCAUGGAUCCUGCGGACCCAUACAAUUGGCCGCUAUGGAAGAAAACGGCGAACCUGAGUCUGGUCGCUUUCCACGCCUGUAUGGGCACGUUCACAGCCGCUGCUAUUAUUUGCGCCUACGAAGACAUCGCUGAAGAUCUCGGGGUGUCCAUCCAGCGCGUUUCAUACUUGACAUCUCUCCAAAUUGCCAUCCUCGGUGGAGCUCCGUUGCUCUGGAAGCCCCUUUCCUACAGAUUUGGACGCCGCCCGAUCUUUCUCCUCUCACUGAUUUUAAGCUGUGUCUGUAAUGUGGGAUGUGCAAAGAGUCCGGACUAUGCAUCCAUGGCCGCGUGCCGUGCAUUGGUGGCAUUUUUCAUUUCCCCUGCUAUGGCUAUCGGCAGUGGAGUCGUCACAGAGUCAUACUUCCGACACCAGCGAGCACGCUACAUGGGUGUUUGGACUCUGCUGGUGACGCUGGGAGUUCCCACUGGGCCAUUCAUCUUCGGCUUUGUGGUCCAGCGAGUCGGAUACCGCUGGAUCUACUGGAUCUUGGCUAUCACCAACGCCGUUCAGUUCAUCCUCUAUCUCUUCUUCGGUCCCGAGACCCGCUAUAUCGGCGGCGAUAUCGAGACUCGCCCAUCCGGUGUCAAGCACCAGUACCUGUCCAUCCGCCGAAUCGACCCGACUCCGCUUAAAUGGACUGAAUUCACUCACCCUUUGACUCUCUUCACGAACAUCCCCGUCCUCCUCGCCGCCAUCGCAUACUCGAUGGUCUUCCUCUUCGCCUCCGUCCUCGGCUCCGUUGAAGUCCCCCAACUACUCCAGAGCAAAUUCGAGCUCAACGCCCAGCAACUCGGUCUCCAGUUCCUUGGUCUGAUCGUAGGCUCCCUGCUCGGUGAAGUACUAGGUGGCUUCAUGUCCGACAUGUGGAUGAACGCCCGUGCCAAGCGCAUCGGCCACAAGCCUGUGCCUGAAUAUCGCUUGUGGUUGAGUUAUAUUGGAUAUCUGCUGGCUAUUGGUGGUCUUGCUAUGUUCCUGGUCUGUACGGAGGAUGCCUCGCAGGGUGUGUGGAAUGUGAAACCAGUUAUUGGAACCGGCAUUGCGGCGUUCGGUAACCAGGUUGUUACCACCGUCCUCACUACUUAUGCCGUGGAUACGUAUCCGCAGGAUGCAGGUAGCGUGGGUGUCUUCAUUAACUUUGUUCGAUCAACUUGGGGAUUCAUUGGGCCUUUCUGGUUUACCUCCAUGUUCGACAGCGUCGGCAUCGCUGCUAGCUCUGGAGUGGUGGCGGCCUUGAUUAUGGGCGCCAGUUUCUUCCCAACUUUGUUCUUGCAGUUCCAAGGAAAGAGGUGGUAUAGGCAUGACUAG
Messenger RNA from Penicillium atrosanguineum, 1515 nucleotides. Its product is annotated as Crotonase core. The transcript has 4 exons. Gene Ontology annotation, molecular function: transmembrane transporter activity. Gene Ontology annotation, biological process: transmembrane transport. Bases 1 to 1515 code for a protein of 504 amino acids. Lineage: Eukaryota; Fungi; Ascomycota; Eurotiomycetes; Eurotiales; Aspergillaceae. The record is from RefSeq and is a predicted model, not a curated record.